Molecule: messenger RNA, 4057 nt
Organism: Solanum verrucosum
Lineage: Eukaryota; Viridiplantae; Streptophyta; Magnoliopsida; Solanales; Solanaceae
Product: pentatricopeptide repeat-containing protein At5g65560
Exons: 6
Coding region: 168-2915 (915 amino acids)
Molecular function (GO): protein binding
Source: RefSeq, a predicted model, not a curated record
ACUUCACCCCCUCUAAUGUCAGCGUACUAUCACCUAAGUCCGCCUCUGUCACUCAGCAAGAAAUAAGUAUUGCCACAGCAAAAUCGCCGCUCUGUUUACCUCCAUGAAUACCCAAACUUGAUCUCUUCUCUCUUCUUCUUCCUUCUUGGAAUCGAUUUUCCAAGACAAUGAUACAAUGGACGGCGUUGUCUACUCCAUUUCCAUUCCGUUCAGGUCAGUCGAUUUCUCUUUUCUUCUCCUUAAUCAAAUCUUUCCCAUUUUCUGUAGCUUCUUCUCCUUCUUCUUCUCCUUCACCCAUUUUGUCACCAGAAGAAUCAGAACCCAUUUCCAUUGACCCCCUUUCUUCUCAGCUCCUCAAUCUCCUUUCACACCCAAAUUGGCAAAAACACCCAUCUCUCAAGAAUCUGAUUCCUUCACUUUCCCCUUCUCGUCUCUCUUCUUUCCUCUCACAGAAUCCAAAUCUUAAUCCCCAUAUCGCGUUUUCCUUCUUUGAUUACCUCUCACGGCUUCCUUCUUUCAAACCCAGUGUUCAAUCUUAUGCACCCCUUUUGCGUAUUUUGAUUUCCAAUAAGCUUUUUCAGGUCGCGGAAAGAACGAGACUUUCUAUGAUUAAAUCAUGUGGAACAACUGAGGAUGUCGUUUUUGUGAUGGGUUUUGUGCGGGAGAUGAAUAAAUGUGAUGAUGGGUUUAGGUUUAAGCUUAAUGGGUGGGGUUAUAAUACAUUGUUGAUGGCGUUAUCGCGGUUUGUUAUGGUUGAUGAUAUGAAAUGUGUGUAUAAUGAGAUGUUGAAUGAUAUGAUUAAGCCUGAUGUUUAUACUUUUAAUACUAUGAUUAAUGGUUAUUGUAAAUUGGGUAAUGUAGUUGAGGCUGAGGUUUAUUUUAGUAAGAUUUUGCAAGCUGGUUUGAAGCCGGAUACACAUACGUACACGUCGUUUAUAUUGGGGCAUUGUAGGAGAAAAGAUGUAAAUAGUGCUUUUAAGGUUUUUAGGGAAAUGCAGAAUAAGGGUUGUCGAAGAAAUGUGGUAUCGUACAAUAAUUUGAUUCAUGGCUUGUGUGAAACGAGGAGGAUUGAUGAAGCGAUGAAGCUGUUUUUGGAAAUGGGAGAUGAUGGUUGUUCUCCUAAUGUCCGGACAUAUACGAUUCUCAUUGAUGCAUUGUGUCGAUUGGAUAGAAGGGUAGAAGCAUUGAGUUUGUUUGAUGAGAUGAGGGAGAAAGGUUGUGAGCCCAAUGUUCAUACUUACACUGUUCUCAUCGAUGGUUUGUGUAAAGACUCUAAGCUUGACAAAGCAAGAGAGUUACUAAAUGUUAUGUCGGAAAAGGGGAUAGUUCCGAGUGUGGUGACAUACAAUGCUUUGAUUGAUGGAUACUGUAAGAAAGGUUUGGUUGAUGUUGCAUUAAGUAUUUUAGACACAAUGGAAUCGAAUAGUUGUAUCCCAAAUGUACGUACAUACAAUGAAUUGAUUUCUGGCUUUUGUAGGGCGAAAAAGGUGCAUAAGGCAAUGUCACUACUUGAUAAGAUGCUUGAGCGCAAACUGUCUCCUAGUAAUGUCACUUUUAACUUGUUAGUUCAUGGACAGUGUAAAGAGGGUGAAAUAGAUAGUGCAUUUAGGUUGCUUAGAUUGAUGGAGGAGAAUGGUUUAGCUCCUGAUGAGUGGACUUAUGGUGCUCUAGUUGAUGGCUUAUGUGAAAGAGGUAGAGUUGAAGAAGCUAACACCAUUUUUAGUUCUGUGAAAGAGAAGGGUAUAAAGGUUAAUGUUGCAAUGUACACUGCUCUAAUUGAUGGACAUUGCAAAACUGAAAAAUUUGAUUUUGCCUUCACAUUGUUUAAGAAGAUGAUCGAGGAAGGUUGCUCCCCAAACACAUGUACUUAUAAUGUGCUGAUUAACGGGUUGUGUAAACAGGGUAAGCAGCUAGAAGCAGCACAAUUACUUGAAAGCAUGCCAGAAAGUGGUGUAGAACCCACAAUUGAAUCCUACAGUAUCUUUAUUGAGCAACUACUAAAAGAAUGUGCCUUUGACCAUGCUGACAAAGUUUUUAGUUUAAUGAUAUCUAAGGGGCACAAGCCGGAUGUCUGCAUUUACACUUCAUUUCUAGUUGCAUAUCACAAUGAAGGGAAAUUGAAAGAAGCGGAAGAUGUGAUGGCUAAGAUGGCAGAGGCAGGAAUUAGGCCAGAUUUGAUGACCUAUACAGUAAUGAUUGAUGGUUAUGGUCGUGCAGGAUUAUUAAAUCGAGCCUUUGAUAUGCUAAAAUGUAUGUUUGAUUUUGGAUAUGAACCUUCUCAUUACACCUAUUCUGUUUUGAUUAAACAUUUGUCCCAAGGAGGACUUGAUCUCAAAAUAGAGGCCAGUUCGAUUAAUAUUGCUGAUGUGUGGAAAGUAGUGAAAUAUGAAACUUUGCUUAAACUCUUUGAUAAAAUGGAGGAACACGGAUGUCCUCCUAAUACAAACGUUUUUAGUUCGCUUGUUAUUGGUCUCUGUAGAGAAGGACGUCUUGGGGAGGCUUCGAGGUUACUUGAUCAUAUGCAAAGUUGCGGAAUGUCUUCUUCUGAAGAUAUGUACACCUCAAUGGUAAAUUGUUGUUGCAAGUUGAGAAUGUAUGAGGAUGCAACAAGAUUUCUUGACACUAUGCUUACACAAGGUUUUUUACCACGCUUAGAGUCAUACAAGCUCCUUAUAUGUGGGUUGUAUGAUGAUGGAAAUAAUGAUAAAGCUAAGGCAGCCUUCUUUCGACUUCUUGAUUGUGGGUACAAUAAUGAUGAAGUAGCUUGGAAACUUCUAAUUGAUGGCUUACUUAAGAGGGGACUUGUAGAUAGAUGUUCUGAGUUGUUGGAUAUUAUGGAGAAAAAUGGUUCUCGACUUAGUUCCCAGACAUAUACAUUUCUGCUAGAGGGACUUGAUAGAACAGACAACAAAUGAAGGGAAUUUGCCUUCCAUGAGAUCAGUUUGGAGUCCCCAUAUGGUAUAUGCAGCUACGUCUGACAGGGAGUGCCAGCACUUGAUGUGCCAGAAUUGUUGGCAUAUUAGUUAGGCAGUCGCGCCCAUUUCUGGAUCAAUUUGGAAUAAGAAAAGGAACAUUUUCAUCUUGUGUGAAUUCUGCAGUAGGACUGUUACUUACAGGCUUUCAACAAGUAAAAUGGGAUAGUUUCUCCAUCAUUUAUCCUUGACAUGUCCAGCAUGAAGCAUUUACAUGAUAUACUAAAAGAUUGUGGAUGUCUGUGCAGCAAGGGUCGAAGCAAACUUUUACUACACCACUUACCCGGAGGAGGGUCCUCAUGGUUGAAAGUGAAAUUAUGAAUGAUGAUCUGGAUAUAAGAACCAUGGUCAUUGUUAUGAAGGUGGAUUUUGAGGAGAUUCUACCAAGCAGAAUCUAUCAGAUGAUAGAAGGCAUGUAGUCACAACGGCUAGCCUUCCUUCAAUAACAGGAACUGCUGUAAAUCUUCUAUUCCAAACAGCUCACUUAGCCAGAUCAGAAAAGCAGAAUGCUAUGUUACUGGUUCCAUGGCUAUGUAAAUCUGACCAAGAGCUAAUUUUUCCUAACCAUCUUUCAUUAAGUUCUCCUGAAGAUCAGGACCUUUAUAUAUGCAAUUGGCUUGAGGAGCGAAUUGGUUUCAAGGCUGACUUCAGGAUUUCAUUUUACCCUGGAAAGUUCUCCAAAGAAAGGCGGAGUAUAAUACCAGCUGGAGAUACUUCUCAGUCUAUCCCGUCAAGGGAUGCCGAUGUUGCAAAAUUUUAGAGGAGCCAGAACAUCUCAGUUGGUACCACCCAGGCAAAUGUUGGAGUGAUAAAUUUAAAUCAUCUUGUUGGCGUUGUCCACACAAACUAUUUGGAAUAUAUCAAGAGGGAAAUGAAUGGGGCUCUUCAAGCUUUUUUUGUGAAACAUACUAACAAUUGGGUAACGAGAGCAUACCAAGACAAGGUAUGUUUAGUCUAUGGAUUAAUUCUCCUCCAUAGAAGAAGAAAGAAGGAAACUGUGGUCACAUGCAUUUAGCAUUAGAAGAUGCCUUAACUGCAUUUUAGAGCACCAUGUUCUUUUAUUAAUAUUAAAACACCCUACCUGU